CAGAGAACGACCGAUCAACUCUCAAGAAGUCACAAGCAAACAGCGACACCGAAAGAGAUCGGGACCAAGGACCAGCGACAAAAAAAUCUGUACCCAAGGGCAAGCCAACGCAUCAUGAGCCUCACCAACAACAACGCAGCGACGUCAUCGGGGCGCUCGAGGCCCACCACCAUCAACGAUGUCUUCGGUUCGAUCGAACGGGAGAUGCUCGCCCCCUGGGGGCUCGCCUCCCGGUUCCCCACGACGAGGGACAUGUUUCCUACCUUCCCCACCAGCCUCUUUGGAGAUGGCAGCAGGUCCCUCGGCAUGAGCCUGGAUUUCCACGAGACAAAAGAUGGGUUCGAGCUGAUUGCCGACCUUCCCGGGAUGAAGAAAGAGGACGUCUCCAUCGAUGUUGACCAGGAAUCCGGCGUACUGACGGUGUCGGGCGAGCGUAAGAGCGAGAAGGAGGAGAAGGGCGACGGCAAGGACGGCGACAGGAAGUAUCACUUUGUCGAGCGUUCCUACGGCAAGACUUCCCGGUCUGUCCGCCUCCCGGAGGCAGCGGACACCGCCACCGCCAACGCCGACCUCACCGACGGCGUCCUGACCAUUACCUUCCCUAAGAAGGAGGCCCCCGUCUCCAGCCGCUUCCGGAUCCCGUUGGGCGGCGGCGGCGGCGUCGGGGGCGGGUCUGGCGACGGCAAGGUUUCCAUCAAAGGGGGCGCUGCUGCUACCGACGGCGACACUGGGUCCUAAGGGUACUACGCUGAGUGACCUGGGGGCAACCCGGU
Messenger RNA from Ectocarpus siliculosus, 773 nucleotides. NCBI's taxonomy places the organism in Eukaryota, Phaeophyceae, Ectocarpales, Ectocarpaceae. The record is from the annotation of a GenBank genome assembly.